Messenger RNA from Penicillium cinerascens, 2820 nucleotides. RefSeq names its product BRCT domain-containing protein. Bases 1 to 2820 code for a protein of 939 amino acids. Gene Ontology annotation, biological process: mitotic cell cycle. The record is from RefSeq and is a predicted model, not a curated record. NCBI's taxonomy places the organism in Eukaryota, Fungi, Ascomycota, Eurotiomycetes, Eurotiales, Aspergillaceae. The transcript is spliced from 2 exons.
AUGGCUUCUCCCUUCAAAAGCUCAUUACUUUCCUCCAAAGCUACGAUAGCUGAGGAGAACACCUACGAUAACGAUGAUACCUUUGCUGCAUCAGCCACGAAGGCUAGGAAAUACGCUUCUCCUUCCAAGGAUUUUCAACCAUUCGGCGGUGACGAGGAUCUCGAGAUGGUGGAAGAAGUGGCUCGUGAUAUCUUCGGCAUUGAGCUGCAGUCUGACAGGAAAUCUUCAUCCGAGUCGCCAUUGUCAAGAGAGUCGUUAGAGCCUAAAUCAGUGCCAGAGCCUCAAUCCACACCUACUAAAGAUGCUGAAUCUGACGUUAUGAGUCAAUCCGACGAUGAGGAUAUCGACCAGAAGUUGGAAGAACUACAAGAAGAGAUUCGCCACGAACCCGCUGACAUGGACACAUUCUGCUUCAAUACGAUGGAAGAUCUCCAGGAGCCCUUCCGGAAUCUUGAACAAGCGGAAAGUGUGGACGUUGGCAUGGAUUCAGAAGAGGCUGAUUCGAAUGAGGAGCCGGAGGCUGAAGAAGAAAGCGGGUGCGAACCCGAUUUGCUCUCCCAACCUGCGGAACCAACCGAUGAGCCUAUUGAGUCUAUGGAGGCAGAGGAAACAGAUAUUUUUGAUAUACAGUCUAUGGAGGUUCCGUCCUCCCCUUCCCCGCCGUCCGAACCGACACUCGGGCUGGAUGCUCUCGAAGAAGCGCAGUCUCCACCCUCAGUCCACGAAGACCGGUCUGAGCAGGAGGAGUUCGACCGGGAGGAAUACCCUGCGGAAUCUAUCCGCCACGCAGACGAAGAACAGGAGAUGGAGAGCGAACAAGAAGAGAUGGUAGACGACGACUUCACUCUUGUGCAAUCCGAAGCCGCCUUUUCGGUGAUUUCCCAGCCUCGCUCGCCAUAUGAAUUCAGCGAGGGCGAAAGCAACACCAGCCCGAUCCAGAGGACGCACCCUAUUCCUCCCUCAGCACCAACCCCUCCGACCGAUGGGAUGACACCAAUGUCCAUAAGAGAAGAAUACAGCGAGGGAAGUGUCAAGUCUAUUGACCGACUUUUCGACAUCAACUACGAACCCCGGCCGGCUGCCCAGGAGAGUCCUUUCGACACUACUCAGUCCGAGUUUCCUACUCCCGUAGCGCCCAGUGUCUCCAACACUCCCAGUGUUCGGAACAACCGGAAGUCUGUCACAGGUGUUGACCUGGGCUUCACCCCUCUUGCAGACCGAUUUGGCGGCUGGGAAACCAAUACCCCGACUCAAGAGAGAACACCCCGACCUCGUCGGCGUGGCAUGUUCUCUCUCGUUGGCCCCUGGAAAAAACCGUUGAGAGUAAUACUCCCACCCAAGAAGACGAGGUAUCAUACCCUGACCUCUCGCGCACUCCGCUCGCAAAUACCCCAGCCUUCUGAACGGGACCUCGAAAUGAUCGACUCACCGAUCAAGAGCGUCAUCUUCGAGGACCCUGAGCCUGCCGCAUUUGAAAACGAAGAAAUGGAACAGACUGAACCACGCGGGGAACUGCCUGCCCACGAAUCGACAGACGAUGAAGAGCAGGUCUUUUCUGACGAGGACAAAGAGAACUCGGACACUACUGCCCCUGCCCUAGCCACCCCAGUGAGGCCCGUUCCCGAACAAAGCCGAACAGUUCAUACCGUCUCAAAGGUGCCGCUGAGAGACGAGGGCGAAGUCUCACCGUUGAAGCUGCCACGGAAGCGUGGCCACUCCCUUUCGAGCACAUCUCCCACUCGCUCUUCGCCCCGCGUUCCCAAGCCCAUUUUCCCUCAGCGGAUCGAAAGCAUGGCCAUAUUUUCUCCCCACAAGGCACCACGAGCAUCACGAAGCCCAAGUCCCAAGCGUCGUUGCAGUACCCCUAGACGCUCCAGUGGAAAAAUCCGGGACAUGGCACCCCCCAAGGCCCCAUCUGUCGCUGCAAGCCCAGCGAAGACUCCGCGCCCCAACUUCAAUCCAAGCAGUCACGCUCUACGCGGUGCUGUUGUGCACGUGGAUGUCCAUACCACGGAAGGUGAAGAUGCAUCAGGCAUUUUCCUCGAACUUUUGCAACAAAUGGGUGCCCGAUGUGUGAAGUCGUGGUCUUGGAACCCUGGAUCUAGCCUUUCUCCCGUCGAUGGGGCAGACCCGACGGAGGCUAACUCCAAAGUGGGUAUCACCCAUGUGGUUUACAAGGACGGUGGCCUGCGGACCCUGGAAAAGGUCAAGCAUGCAGGUGGUCUCGUCAAGUGUGUUGGUGUUAACUGGGUUCUUGACUGCGAAAGAGAAAACAAAUGGCUCGACGAGACCCCAUACACUGUUGACUGUUCUAUCAUCCCUCGCGGUGGGGCCAAGCGUCGCAAGAGCAUGGAGCCGCGUGCAUUGAGCAAUGUGAACGGGACCCUUGUGCGCACUGCUGAGCCAUCCACCCCCUCUGCCAGUGGCCGUCGCUACGGUGCUAACCUGGGCGCCGUGGAGACCUUCCGCAAGAUCACACCGCCAACCCCGGUUCAAGUGCCAUCCACCCCCGAGCAAACCUCCAAUGACCGCUACCGUGUCCCUCAAACCCCGGGCUACAACUUCGCCAACCUUGAUGCCAUCGGCAUAUCCCCUGCCACUCCUUAUAUGGUGUCCAGCCGUGCUCAGCUGGUUCAGCAAUCCUGCCCGCCCAAGCAGACCCACCGAGGUUUGUUCUCGGCGAACAAGCCCAGCUCGCGCCGAGGCUUGUUUGAUGAUGAUGAAGACGAUGAGAGACGUAAGCAGCGUGCUCGCAUGGAAGCUGCACGUCGCAAGACCAAUCUCUUCAAACCCUCUGCUGGAAGCCCGCUUGGGCGGUGA